Molecule: messenger RNA, 450 nt
Organism: Oldenlandia corymbosa var. corymbosa
Lineage: Eukaryota; Viridiplantae; Streptophyta; Magnoliopsida; Gentianales; Rubiaceae
Source: the annotation of a GenBank genome assembly
AUGUCUUCUAACAAUCAAAACAUAUCAACUGGGAAAAUGGUUGUGGAGAAUAUAAGUUGUAGGAAAUGUGGAAGGAAGGCUACUCUUCUGCCGUCUGGUUCUGCUGACAAUCAGGGACGUCUGUACUACAGAUGCCCUCUCCAUGGAUGGUUGAAGUGGUUCAAUCACACCAACACCGAAUCCAAUUCGACUUCCCAAGGAACACGAAGAAGGUUUUUUAUAGGCGGCGAAUCUGAUGGUGGCAAUGAUCAGAUUAGAAUGGGAAUUGAAUUGGGAUCAAGAAAUGACGAAAUGGGAUCAAUGGGCGAAGGAAUUACUGGAAAUAAAAUGAAGCUCCAAUGUUGCAAGUGCAGGCCAAAACUGGAUUGCCUCUUGAUGGUUGUGAUUGCUGGAGUUUUUGUGAAUGUCAUGGUUCUGCUGCUAGUGUUGGUUGUUCUGUGUAAAAGAUAA